AUGGCACUGGAUGCUGAAAGGAAAAGCAGCAAGACAGUAUCAGGAUCACAGCCGAUAAAGGGCAAGAAACGAAAAAGGGAAGAUGCUGCUCAUGGCCCCGACAAAGGGGACCACUUCUCCAAGCGAGCCGCUCUCAAGAACGGACCUGCACCAAAGGGGAAUCACCCCCGAGACCAAGCACAUACCGGCGUAAAGAAUAUUUUACCAAAUGGCCCUUUGAACCUCCCAGCGCCCGCCGGCGGCAAGGGUAAAAAGCAACCCUCAUCCUUGAAACAAAAGGCCAAUGCGCUCUUUGAAGUGCGCAAAAAGCUACCCAUCUUUGCACACGCGGACGAGAUUCGCCAGCAUCUCCGGCGGACCGACGUACUGCUCCUUGUCGGCGAGACCGGCAGCGGAAAGAGUACACAGGUCCCUCAGUUUCUCGUUGACGAGGACUGGUGCUGUGCGAAGACGGUCAAGGUCCGCUCGCCGCCGUCGACUAAUGGGAAACGACGGACGGUCGAGGUUGGUGGGUGCGUUGCGAUCACACAGCCAAGACGUGUGGCAGCGGUGUCGCUGGCGAGGAGGGUGGCGGAGGAGAUGGGUACUCCGUUGGGAAAUUCGUCGCCGGCGAGUAAAGUAGGUUACUCGGUCAGAUUCGAUACGUCGACUUCCCCGAGCACUAGGGUGAAAUUCUUGACCGAUGGGAUGUUGUUGCAGGAGAUGCUGAGUGACCCGUGGUUGACCAAGUACAGCGUGGUGGUGGUGGAUGAGGUCCACGAACGGGGUGUCAAUGUGGACCUGCUGCUGGGGUUUUUGAGGAAUUUGGUCUCUGGGACCAAGGAGGGAAGAGGCGGUGUGCCAUUGAAAGUGGUGGUAAUGAGCGCUACGGCUGAUAUGGAGAGUUUGCUCACCUUCUUCUAUCAAGGACUAGAGGAAAAAGCAGCAUCUCGUGUUGCGAGUGACAAUGCUGCGAAUGCGGAGAACGGAAGGUCCGACUCCGAGCGGAAUACUGUCGAUGGUAAGACUUCAACUAGGACAGUGGAAAAGCUUCGUCCUGUUGAGCCAGCCGUGUGCCGUAUCAAAGGGCGAAUGUUCCCGGUUACGACUAUCUAUUCUCCUGAACCUGUCCCUGACUUUGUGGAUGCCGCUUUGAAGACAAUAUUUCAGAUACACUACAAGGAACCAUUGCCCGGUGACAUUCUUGUUUUCCUCACCGGACAAGAAACCGUGGAAUCACUCGAAUAUAUGGUCAAUGACUAUGCACAUGGUAUGGAUCCAGCUUUGCCAAAAGUACUGGUGGCCCCGUUAUUUGCUGCAUUGCCGCAAGCUGCGCAACAGCAGGUUUUUCAGCCAGCGCCGCCGAGAACGAGGAAAGUGAUCUUGGCUACUAAUAUUGCGGAAACCUCCGUGACGCCAAAAAUGAAACAAUUUCGGACCCGACUAGGCCUGGAUUCUUUGCUUGUGAAACCCAUAUCCAAAUCUGCGGCUAUUCAGCGAAAGGGCCGAGCCGGUCGAGAGGCACCCGGCCAGUGCUAUCGACUCUAUACCGAAAAGGACUACUUGGGUCUGCAAGAAGCGAAUACGCCAGAAAUAUUACGGUGCGACUUGACCCAGCCGAUAUUGACGCUGAAAGCACGAGGGGUCGAUGAUAUCAUGGGAUUUCCGUUUCUGACCCCUCCUCCCAGAGAAGCGAUCGAAAAGGCUUUGUUGCAGCUCUUCAAUAUUCAAGCACUAGAGGAAACGGGUAAGAUCAGUGCAAUCGGGAAGCAGAUCGCCAAACUCCCUCUCACAGCACCGUUGGGUCGCGUUCUCCUCGCCGCUGCUGAUCAUGGGCAGAGAUGCUUGCAGGAUGUCAUUGACAUUCUCUCCUGUCUGAGUGUAGAGAACAUCUUUCUUAGCACGACAUCCGAGGAGAAGAAGGAAGAGGCUGAAGAGGCGCGACGAGACCUGUACCGCAGAGAGGGAGAUCAUCUGACGAUGCUGGUAACGGUUCGUGCGUAUUCAGCGGAAAAUUCUGACCGUAAAGCAUGGGCAGAGAGGCAUAUGGUAUCGCAUCGGGCUAUGCAGGCCGUCAUGGACGUCCGCAAGCAGCUUAUCACGCAAUGCAAGCAGGCCAAACUGUUUGAUGCCCAGCAAUCCAGCGACGGAGACAAGCCAAAGGCCGCCGCAGAUCCCACUGCCAGCGAGUCUUACGACCCGGUUUCCAUUCUCCGGAGUUUCCUUGCAGGCUUCGCGUGUAACACCGCGAGGCUUUUUCCAGAUGGCAGUUACAAGACCAUCGUUGGGAACCAGACUGUCGCCAUCCACCCAUCCAGCGUGCUUUUUGGGAGAAAGGUCGAAGCCAUUGUGUAUAAUGAAUAUGUAUUUACCAACCGGAGCUACGCGCGCGGCAUAGCACAGGCUGGUCGGCUACUAAAUAACACUCUCGGCCCACGAUAUCGCCUUCCAACGCUCUCAUGA
Molecule: messenger RNA, 2442 nt
Organism: Uncinocarpus reesii 1704
Lineage: Eukaryota; Fungi; Ascomycota; Eurotiomycetes; Onygenales; Onygenaceae
Exons: 4
Coding region: 1-2442 (813 amino acids)
Cellular component (GO): catalytic step 2 spliceosome; intracellular anatomical structure
Molecular function (GO): RNA binding
Source: RefSeq, a predicted model, not a curated record